UACUUUCUGUGAAUAAGUAACACUGGGGAUUGGACUGUUGGGGUGUAUUCUGCUGAAAAGGGUUGUUAUCUUGGACCAUGCAAGGCUUGAUGAGCCCCAGCAGUUAUUGAAUAUAUACCACUCAGCUUCUCCACUCAGGUCUUAGUUUUACAUGGCUUCUCUGCCGCUUUGAAUGGUACGUGAAUUCUUCAGUAAAGUCUCUGCUGGAAAAAAUAUGGAUGGUGAUGAUAACUUGGACCUGCUAGCCUCCCUGUUAGAAGAGAAUGAGGCAGCUGUGGGGCUGGAGUGUGAGGAGAAUGGUGUUAAUGUGGCUACAGAUGGAGAGCCGGAUGAAUAUAAUGAGCUAUUUGAUGCAGAAGAUGAUGAAUCCUAUACCGAGGAAGUGGAAGCUGACGAGGGAGAGUCCAGUAGCGGCAAAGAAAAUGUGUCUGAGUUGUUUGGAGAUGUGGGUGACCUGUCUGAGGAAGAGGAGGAGAAAACUGUGCAGGAAACAUCUCAUUCUCUAGCCGAAAAGGAGAAGACCAAUCAACAUCUGCAAGAUGAACUGAGGAAAUUGCGGGAGCAGAUGAAGACACUCCAGGAGCAACUGCAAAAGACAGCAAUAGGGCAGCCUGCUCACAUGGCCCCUAGCAAGAAAAGUUCUGGUAAGUCUCCUGCUGCCCCCUUAAAGCAAAGGAAGCUUCACGAGUCACCUUGUUUCUCAGCCCAGCUCAGCUGUCCUGCAUUGGCCGCAAACACAGGUCAGGGCCAGAAGAUGAAACCUUCACUGUCUGAGAAUAAAAGACAUGCUUCAAAACCAGUUUCAGGUUUGUCGCCUCAGCCUCUGAAGUCCAUGACUGGGAACAGACCUGAUUUGGGCACCAGUCAGAGAUCCCAAGGGCCAAAGAAUGCCGGUGUGAAUAGUCAAGAAGUCUCCUUUGAAACCUUCUCUGGACUGAGGCUAAGAAAACCCCGUGUAUCCUCUGUUGAGAUGGAAAGAAAAAUGACAGGCCGAAAGUUUAUUAGACUUUCUCAAUUGCAAGACAAGCUUGCUUCAUUAAACCUUGAGGAAACAGACUGGGUAACGUUUGGAGUCAUCAUAAAGAAAGUCACGCCUCAGAGCUCCAAUAACGGUAGAACCUUCAGCAUCUGGCGCUUGAAUGACCUGCAUAACUUCAGCCGCUGUGUCUCAUUGUUUCUGUUUGGUGAUGUUCACAAAGAUCACUGGAAGACAGAGCAAGGCAUGGUCAUAGGACUACUCAAUGCUAAUCUCAUGAAACCAAGAGAAGGAUCAGACGAGGUGUGUGUGUCUGUCGAUCAUCCCCAGAAGAUCUUACUUCUGGGUGAGGCUAUGGACUUGGGAACCUGUAAAGCAAGGAAGAAAAAUGGCGAGCCCUGUGCACAGAUGGUUAACCUGAAUGAAUGUGAAUAUUGCCAGUACCAUGUCCAGUCCCAGUACCGGCGGCUCAGUUCAAAGCGGGCGGACCUGCAGUCGACCUUCUCAGAUUCCCGAGCUCCGAAGAGAGCAGCAAAGAAGAGCCUUGGCUUGAAAGAGAGGCUUUGUCAGGAUGGCUUUUACUACGGCGGGGUUUCCUCAGCUGCUUAUGCAGCUUCAGCUGCAGCAGCUGCCGCCCCAAAGAAGAAAAUCCAAACAACUCUGUCCAAUUUGGUUGUAAGAGGAGUUGAUGCAAUUCUACAGGAGACCAAGCAGAAACUGGGUUUGCCAAAACAACCUUUGCCAUGUUCAGAGGAAUUCAAAGAACUAUUGUCAGUGCCCUCUUUUGGAGCAAGAAACCUGAAUAAACACCUAGCCAAAGCCAGUGCACCAGUAUCUGUUGGGAAGCAAAAUCCAGCAUUCCAGUCCAUCUCUGCUUCAGCACUGAUUAAGCAACAGAAGCAGCAAAUGCUGGAAGCCAGGAAAAGGAGGUCUGAAGAGAUGCAGAAGAGGUUUCUUCAAAAUACAAGUCAUGCAACUGUGGCAGCAAUGCCACCUUCCUCAGGACCAGCGGUGCUACGCUCUCCAACUCCUGCUGCAGAGUUUCCCAAAGCUGCCAAACUGUCAAGCCCCGAAACUCCUAGACUUGGCACAGGCUUCUCUGAAGGAGACGAUGUUCUCUUCUUUGAUAGUUUGCCUCCUCUGGUGCCCAAACUGAAUGGCUUGGCAGAAGCUAAAAAGAUGGCAGCUAUAAAUAAACUACGUGCAAAAGGCCGGGUCCUCGCCAAAGUGGACCCAAACAGCAUAAAAAGGAAACGAUCCAGUCUAGACAUUCCGGAGAUUUCUGAGAGAGCUGAGAAAAACAUCCCUCUGUCCCAAGAUGUUGAUGCAGCAGAACCUGCCGGAAAGAAACCACGCCAGCAGCUUGCGUACUUGGAGUCUGAUGAAUUUCAAGAGAUCUUGAAUGCUAGAUCCAAACACAUGGGUGUCCUUAAGGAGUUUGAGGCUGAGCUGCAGGAACGCUAUUUUGAGCCCCUGGUGAAGAAGGAGCAAAUGGAAGAUAAAAUGCGGAGCAUCCGAGAAGUGAAGUGCCGUGUUGCAACGUGCAAAUCGUGCAAGUAUACCUAUUUCAAGCUCCUGGAUUCAUGUGUGGAACAAAAUCAUGACUAUCACUGGCAUGAUGGUGUAAAACGAUUUUUCAAGUGUCAGUGUGGAAAUAGAGCCAUAUCUCUUGACAAGCUGCCGAAAAAACACUGCAGCAAUUGUGGUCUCUUUAAAUGGGAACGUGAUGGAAUGCUCAAGGAGAAGAAAGGUCCCAAGAUUGGUGCAGAAACUCUUUUACCAAGAGGGGAAGAACAACCGCGAUUCCUCAGCAGUAUAAAAUAGCUAUGAAAAGUUCUUUCUCUCCUUUACACUUGCCUUUUAAAUUUGUCUCUCAUGUCUGGUAAGGUGCAAGUAGCUCUGUGUUUCAGAAUGACUGAGGAGUUCCUUCUGAAAGACACAGACUGCAGCAGCAACUCCACUUACCUGACAGUAAGCCCCAUCCAAUUCAGUGAGGUAGAUGU
Podarcis raffonei (Aeolian wall lizard) is the source of this 2979-nucleotide messenger RNA. RefSeq names its product minichromosome maintenance 10 replication initiation factor (gene MCM10). The transcript is spliced from 20 exons. Gene Ontology annotation, biological process: DNA replication initiation; DNA replication. NCBI's taxonomy places the organism in Eukaryota, Metazoa, Chordata, Lepidosauria, Squamata, Lacertidae. Bases 173 to 2800 code for a protein of 875 amino acids. Gene Ontology annotation, cellular component: replication fork protection complex; nucleus. Gene Ontology annotation, molecular function: single-stranded DNA binding; DNA replication origin binding. The record is from RefSeq and is a predicted model, not a curated record.